Daldinia caldariorum is the source of this 2391-nucleotide messenger RNA. Its product is annotated as PLP-dependent transferase. Gene Ontology annotation, molecular function: molybdenum cofactor sulfurtransferase activity. NCBI's taxonomy places the organism in Eukaryota, Fungi, Ascomycota, Sordariomycetes, Xylariales, Hypoxylaceae. Gene Ontology annotation, biological process: molybdopterin cofactor metabolic process. The transcript is spliced from 4 exons. The record is from RefSeq and is a predicted model, not a curated record. The coding region runs from base 437 to 2101 and encodes 554 amino acids.
UCGUCCGGUCAUCCGCUUGUGCUAGGCUCUUCCAGUUUCCAGCAUGGCAUACAGCCAAUGGUCGACAGCAGAGUCGCUCUCGCACGCCGCGCCACCACCUCGUUGCUGACCUUUCUCGACGAGAAGAUGUAGGGCGGAUAUCACCCCACGGGCCGUACCCAUGCUUCCCGUUAUGGACCACAUGAGUGGCGGAUGAGGAGGUGGACGUUGAGUAUAAGAUCCUUCGUCUGGACCCAACGUUUGUUGGACAAUGGCCCCCUUGGAAGACGCAACACAAGCAACACAGGCACUAGCGCGGGAAUUCUUCUUUGCUACAAUCUCGGGAAUACAUAUAAUCCCAAGUGUAUCUUCUCCCUCCCUUCUCCAGCUUAGUUUUUUUGGCAUAUCAACAAAGUUUGAGCAUCUAUUAGCCUACCUCCCUAGGUGUAUAUAACCAAUGCCACUCUUCACCAUGUCUAAAGGGUAUAACAGUGACGUGGAAGCUCUACGUCAAAAGGAGUAUCCUCAUAUGAAUGAUGGAGUGUACCUGGAUCAUAGCGGAGCUACUAUAUAUGCCAAGUCUACCGUUGAAUCAUUUUGCACCAAAAUGAUUGCCAACUUAUACGGAAAUCCGCACUCGGAAAACUCACCGGCUAAGCUUUCUGGGGACGUUGUUGACCUAGUUCGCGAGAAGACGCUUAAAUUCCUCGGUGCAGAUCCAGAGCACUUUGACUUGAUUUUCGUAGCGAACGCUACGGCUGCUAUCAAGCUCGUUGCUGAUUCCUUCAGGGAUCUGUCUGAGAAGACCAGCGAUCGAAGGUUCUGGUAUGGGUAUCAUAAAGAUGCCCAUACGAGUAUUGUGGGGGUUAGGGAACUCACAUACGGGCAAUCUUACUGUUUCCAGAACGACCAAGAAGUAGAGAGAUGGCUCCAUUCCCCAGAGUCGAGUUACCUUAACCGGCACCAUCUCGGCGGUUUGGGGUUGUUUGCCUACCCUGGACAGUCCAACAUGUCGGGUAGAAGGCUGCCACUAUCAUGGCCGGGAAUUCUACGCCAAUCAGAAUACUUACAGAACACCUAUACUCUUCUCGAUGCCGCAGCACUAGCCAUGACGUAUCCCAUGGAAAACGUCUUUCGAGAUGUCAAUCAAGCCCCUGACUUCACAUGUCUGUCCCUAUACAAAAUCUUCGGCUUCCCGGAUAUUGGGGCAUUGGUCGUUCGCAAAGAAUCAGGGCACAUUCUGACUCUGAGGAAGUAUUUUGGCGGAGGUACUGUUUCCAUGGUUGCUACGUUCGGCGAGAAUUGGCAUAGGUCGAAAGGCCUACAAGCGCCCACCUAUAAGCUUCACGAAGGACUUGAAGACGGAACAUUACCGUUCCACAGCAUUCUCGCGCUAGGUGAGGCUAUUGACGUACACAAGAGACUAUAUGGUUCAAUGAGUCGAAUUUCGGAUCAUACUUCCUACCUCAUCUCCAGACUGUUCCGAGGUAUGCUCACUUUGCGCCACUCCAACGGCCGGCCGCUUUGCCGCAUCUAUAACGAAAAUGGCGACUUCGAAGAUUCGUCAAAGCAGGGCUCUGCAAUUGCUUUCAAUGUAUUACGGGCGAGUGGUCAUCACGUCCCCUACUCUGACGUUGAGCGUUCUGCCAACGCUGCGGGCAUCUACAUAAGAUCCGGAGGCGUCUGCAAUCCUGGCGGAAUAUUCACAGCCCUUGGUUAUGAACCGUGGAUGACGGAGCGCGCCCUAUCGGCAGGGCACCAUUGUGGCUCACAUGGCAUAAGCAUCAUCCAUAGGCUUCCCACAGGUAUCGUACGCGCUAGUCUGGGGGCCAUGUCGACGAAACAGGACGUUGACACCUUCCUGGAUUUCCUACGCACUACGUUUCUCGAGGACGGGCAGGAUUGGACAUCUUCGACUCAGACGACUGCUCGCUCUGAGCGAGCUGAAGCCUUCGCCUUUGACCUUCCCGUUAAUUACACAACGAGUAACUUCCCUGACGUACGAGAGGUUCCACGCCCGCGCCCUAUGCUACACCAUUUCACAUCAGCCCCUGAAGCCACGCCAAGGGUGAAUCCGCUUGCGAUGCAUGACUUAAUUCACGGCCUCGCUACUGUGAAGUGAAAGGGGACGAAAAAAAAGAAAAAGAAAAAAAAACGGUAGGCUAGAGUUGGUUUCCUAGGCGCUUAUAUUUCCUGGUGAAAUAUUGUCAGGUUUCCUUUUUUUUUUGUGUACCAUCUUUGCCCCUGCACUCACAUCCUGUGGUUAAGUCUGGAGUAAUAUACUUGUGUUUAAGCCUGUCCGUGAUCGGGUCAAGGGAUUAUAUAGUACCACACACAUCUAGUUAAUAAUGUACGGACGUUUUUUGACCGUUUAUGAAUUUCAUCUCGACGAACCCUAUCCCCUUUUCGUGU